This is a messenger RNA of Penicillium argentinense, 1428 nucleotides long. RefSeq lists its product as uncharacterized. Bases 1 to 1428 code for a protein of 475 amino acids. The transcript has 2 exons. The record is from RefSeq and is a predicted model, not a curated record. NCBI's taxonomy places the organism in Eukaryota, Fungi, Ascomycota, Eurotiomycetes, Eurotiales, Aspergillaceae.
AUGUCACUGUCUACUCCAACAGCCAGCGCUGCUGCCAAGAGGGACUUAAACAUUGCCAAACGUACUCUCACAACACCCCAAGACCCUCCAUACAAUGGUGACACUGGUUCAUUCCUGGUUGCUCAAUACGUCUGGGCGGAAUGGGUGCCUCUUGGAUCUGGCGAGGGGUCAGUCCCCACGGCGUUGUACCAUGAGCUCAAGAACGAGAAGUACGACAUGGCCGUACAAGGUCUCUACGGCUGUACCUCAGUGGUCGUUGUAUCAGAGAAGGCCGUAUAUAUGUCCCAUUUCUGGGAAGUCCCUGGAUUCAGCCAUGGUAACUGGGGUAUUGGAAGCCAGGAGCGCUUUGAACAGGAGGUCCUGAUCCCCCUGGCAAACGGUGGUGGAGCAAUCCCCGGACUUCGACAAUACGCAGGUCCCAAUGGCCGGUCGGAAUAUGACAAGGCAUAUGACAAGAAAGUCGAUCAGAUCGUGGAGAAGGUGAAGAAUAUUCUCGGGGUCAGCACUCCUCCUAUUCCCAUCACAUAUACCCGCACUGGAGGUACCGACUACUUCACUCCCCAGGGCAAGGUUCUCUUCCAAUAUGACCCAGUUCAGUCGCGUCAAGCUACGGAUUCUUGUUCUAUCCAGCAAGCCAUGCAACGCAUCUGGGUUGAAAAUAAGCCUCGUUAUGUCCAUCAAAUGUACUGGGUUGCAUAUGACGAUCAGAAGGUUGCUCAGUCGGGCAACCAGAAGCGAGACUGUCCAGCCGAUUCGACCCCCGGUGGGCAGGUUCCUCUGUCUUCUGGACUUGGGGUUAGCCCCACCAGUUUCAGUUACUCUCCCUCUAGUAUCAACCUACCAAGCAGCACCCUGGCAUCGACACCACGUCCUUCUCCUACUUCAUCGCCGACUAGUUCGACACCCGACCAGUUCUCGACUCCUACCCCUCCUCCAACAUCAACAACCGUACCAGCUACCACAACGGAGCCAAUGCCGACUAUAGAGCAGACCACAAGCUCCGAUCCACCAACUACGACUGCCGAUUCUAGGACAACAACCUCCGAAUCUCCGUCACCUACCGCACAGCUUGUAGUCGCCUAUGUCGUUGACGGAUACUACAAUAACUGGAGCGUAUAUACACCAGAUAUUGAUGAUGACAGCCCUGGCUGGUGUGACGGAAGUGCUGGGGAAUGGGAUGCCAGUGGCGAUAUCUCGCUAAAGGACGUCCCAUACCCUGAUGGUGACAAUGACUUUGACUUUGAUGUAGAUGACAAGAGUGGUUGUUCCUAUUCUUCUGACUCGGAUGAGGGCGCGGGGACACUGAGCUGUCCUGAUUUCUCGGAAGAUGUGCAGUGUACUGAGUACGGCGACCAGAGCGAGCAGGACUGCUAUGAUGUCGCGGCCGCGAUGAUGGUUGUGCCCAAGGUUCUGUGCCAGUGGGGCUAG